Paramecium octaurelia is the source of this 1632-nucleotide messenger RNA. NCBI's taxonomy places the organism in Eukaryota, Ciliophora, Oligohymenophorea, Peniculida, Parameciidae. The record is from the annotation of a GenBank genome assembly.
AUGAAUUGUGUAAGGAAACACAUUCUGAAAAGCAAAACCUAUUAUUUGUAGGUCCUUGAAGAUUCAAUGAUCUUGAGUGAUGUAAGUCUACUGAAUAUAUAAUAUAGCAUAAAAACAUGUUGAAUCCUAAGUAUAUAAUCCAAUUUAAUUUUGAAACAAGAGUAAUGUGGAAGGUUUCAGAAUAAGAUGAAUUAUGUUCAUUUGGAAUCUACUAUGUGAAUCGAAUUAAAUGGUUCGACUCUGAUCAUAAUUCUCUCAAUCUCUUGAAAAUUUACCUGUCUCCUAAAGUCUUUUUUGGAAAUAUUUCUAUAUUUUACGAUUCUGGUUCCAUUAUUGGAUCUGGAGCAUCAUCAAAAGUGAAAUAAAAAAAUUUAAAUUAGGUUUGUCUGGUUAAAGUAAAGAAGAGUAUUCUUGAAUACGCAGCCAAAUGCAUUUCGAAAAAGUAUCUCUUACAAAAAAAGUCAAAUGACCGAAUGGUAUAAAUUUUCUUAUUCAUUAUUAGAAUAGAUUAUAAUAAGAAAUAUAAAUCUUACAGAAGAUCGAUCAUCCGCAUUUCGUAAAGCUACAUGAAAUCUAUCAAGGAGAGAACUCUUACUAUCUGGUGACCGAUUACUUGUCAGGGGAUACUCUUUAUAAUUACAUUAAAACAUUUCCAGAUGAUUAGAUACCAUCUAAUUAAAUUCGGGAAGCCAUCAAAGUUUGCUUAUAUUUUUAUUAUAGAUUAUAUUGACAGCAUUAAAUUAUUUGGAAAUUAACAAUAUUAUCCAUAGGGAUAUCAAAUUAGAAAAUAUCUUAUUAUAAAAAUAAAAUGAUAUUACUUCAUUAAAGAUAAUUGAUUUUGGCUUGGCAAUUUAUACAUAACCUCAAUAGAAAAUAAGUAUUUGUGGUACUCCUGGAUACAUUGCGCCUGAAAUACUUAAAAAUUCCAAUGCUGAUGAAUAUUUCACUCAUAAAUGUGACAUUUUUAGCGCUGGAGUCAUCUUUUACAAAUUGUAAGUUUAAUCAUAAUUAUCAUCCUAGAUUGACAAAGAAAACAUUGUUUCGAGCUCAAAAUACAAUGGAAAUUAUGGAAUAAAACAAAUAAUGUCAAGUCAAUUAUUAAGAUAUUGAAUAUAAAUUAUAAAAGGAAGCAGUUAGUUUGUUAAAAUCAAUGUUGGAUCCAAAUCCUAAAACUAGAUAUUCAGCAGCUUAAUGUCUUGAGCACCCUUACUUUAGUUGUAAACUUGAGAAUAUUAAUAUUUUACAAGAGAUCUUAGAUAAAGCUACAGGAUUUUCUGGUCUCUCAUAAAUCAGUACUUUUUAAUUUAUCAUUUUAUAGAAGAAUAAAAGGAUACUCAUUCCAUUGGAUAGGAGUCUCAAGCUGCGUAAGUUAAAAGAUGCAAUCCGACCUCUUAUAAGAUAAGAGCAGAAUAAAGAAAAAGAACCAAAAGCCCUAGAAAAUAUGCGGAAUUUCAAUUUUAUUGUCCAUCCUUUUGUUAAAUGAACUCAUUCGAAAGUUUAAGUAGUAAAGGAUCUUCAUCAUAUUCCAAUAAAGUUUCAAGGAUUGAAAAUUUAAUUAACGAUAAAUUAGAUUCGGUGAUUGAAGAAGAUGAUAAAUUUCAAUAAAAUAUUAAGUAAGUAUGUUCAAAUUGA